This is a messenger RNA of Nilaparvata lugens (brown planthopper), 1048 nucleotides long. RefSeq names its product metal-response element-binding transcription factor 2-like. The record is from RefSeq and is a predicted model, not a curated record. Lineage: Eukaryota; Metazoa; Arthropoda; Insecta; Hemiptera; Delphacidae. Gene Ontology annotation, molecular function: DNA binding; chromatin binding. Gene Ontology annotation, cellular component: nucleus. Gene Ontology annotation, biological process: regulation of DNA-templated transcription; chromatin organization.
GAGUCAAGCGAUGAAACAGAAAGUUCAACAGCUCCCGACAGUACGACCAGAGAAAAGCUGGGGUUCUCCAUUGGAGAUGAGGUGCUGUACCGAAAGGAUGGCAAUUUCUAUCUGGGAACUGUUGUCGAGUUGGACAACGUGCGCGAGCAAUGCCUGAUCAAGUUUGACGACAACACGUCGAGCUGGUCACACGUGAAACACGUGACACGUCUGUCUCCCGUGGGUGAUGGAUUCGACGACGAUGUGGUGAUGUGUGUCGUGUGCAAGCAGAGUGAGCCACAGGCCACCAUUGUCGUCUGCAACCGGUGUGCACGGGGCUACCAUCAGCUGUGUCAUCAGCCGGCAAUCAGCAGUGACAGCAUGCGUAAAUGGCAAUGUCGCCGUUGUCAGGUGCCACUGAUUGAUGAGCUGCGUGCCUACCGCAAGAAGGCCAAAACCAAAGCUGCAUCGCCCACUAAGAAGACAGCUUCUGCUGCACCCAAUGCAGCUGUAGAUGCACCCAAUGCAGUUGCAGAUACUCCCAAUGCAGCUGCAGUACAGUUGAGGUCAUCAGGGCAGCAGGAGAAUGCAAGGCUCCAGCCGGAGUCGAAUCCUAGGUUGCAGUUGCCAUACGAUUUGAAAAGCCUGGUGUGGGACGAACAGCACGAGGUGAACUCUCAGCAGAAAUACUGCUAUUGUGGUAGCAGUGGAGACUGGUACCUGAAGAUGUUGCAGUGUUCUCAAUGCAGGCAGUGGUUCCAUGAGCGCUGUGUUUCCUGUCUACAGUACCCGCUCUAUUUGGGCGAUAGGUUCUAUGUGUUUGUGUGUGGCGUGUGCAACGUGGGUGUUGAGUUUGCGCGUCGUCUGGAGGUGGGUUGGGUGGACCUGGUGCAUUUGGCACUGUUCAAUAUGACGGUGUGUCGCGCCGAGAAGUACCAUCACAUCGAUCAGCACAUCAACUAUUUCAUCAACUGUAACUGGACCAGCCUACAAUUGCCACCAAAGAUUAGUAAAGUCCGGCCAAAAGAAAGAAAACUAUUAUCACAAAUGUACUAUAAAAUAGCUCUAG